AUGGGCAAAAAGUCGGACGUUAUCUACCAUGGGCCCUCUUUCGCUGCGCUUCAUCAAAAUGAAUUGCGGAUUAGUCGUUUGACUGAACAGUCGGUUGUUCAGGGGUGUGGGUUCAAGAACAGCAUGAAGGUACAAUCUUAUGUUUGA
Messenger RNA from Pyricularia pennisetigena, 147 nucleotides. RefSeq lists its product as uncharacterized. The record is from RefSeq and is a predicted model, not a curated record. Bases 1 to 147 code for a protein of 48 amino acids. NCBI's taxonomy places the organism in Eukaryota, Fungi, Ascomycota, Sordariomycetes, Magnaporthales, Pyriculariaceae. The transcript has a single exon.